This is a messenger RNA of Chelonoidis abingdonii (Abingdon island giant tortoise), 1064 nucleotides long. The record is from RefSeq and is a predicted model, not a curated record. NCBI's taxonomy places the organism in Eukaryota, Metazoa, Chordata, Testudines, Testudinidae.
GGGUACAGGCAGCCGUGAUGGAGGGGCGAGGUUACAAUGACCAAUGAUAACUGAGAGCCAAGUGUUGAACUUUGCUUUAGGAACUACCUGUCACCAUGAAUAUGCUGAUCUUCAUAGUUGCUGGUCUCCUUGUGCAUUGUGUGUUCUUGGCCUCCAUUUUUGACAUCUACUUCACCUCUCCUUUGGUUCAUGGCAUGACUCCUCAGCGUACUCCAUUGCUACCACCUGCAAAGCGACUAGUGCUUUUUGUUGCUGAUGGCUUGCGGGCAGAUACACUGUAUGAAUUAGAUGAUAAUGGUACUUCUCAAGCACCUUACCUUAGGAAUAUCAUAGAAUACAAAGGCAGCUGGGGAGUAUCUCAUACUCAUGUUCCAACAGAAUCUAGACCAGGACAUGUGGCACUGAUAGCUGGAUUUUAUGAAGAUGUCAGUGCAGUUGCUAAAGGAUGGAAGGAGAAUCCAGUGGAAUUUGAUUCAAUUUUCAAUGAAAGUAAAUAUACUUGGAGCUGGGGAAGUCCAGAUAUUUUACCUAUGUUUGCGAAAGGUGCUAGUGGGGAUCACGUUUACACAUACUGUUACACUGCAGAAAAGGAAGACUUUGGAGCACAAGAUGCAACUAAACUAGACACUUGGGUUUUUGACCAUGUUAAGAACUUCUUCCAAGCUGCCAGAAGUAAUCAAACAUUGUUCUCUAAAUUAAAUGAAGAAAAAGUAGUUCUAUUCCUGCAUUUGCUAGGGAUAGACACAAAUGGACAUGCUCAUCGGCCAAACUCCAGGGAAUACAAGGACAAUAUCAGAAAAGUUGAUGAAGGCAUAAACGACAUUGUCUCAAUGCUUGAGGAUUUUUAUGGAAAUGAUGGAAAAACUGCCUUUAUCUUAACUUCUGACCAUGGAAUGACAGAUUGGGGCUCUCAUGGGGCUGGUCAUCCUUCAGAGACUUUAACACCAUUGAUUGCUUGGGGAGCUGGAGUGAAUUAUCCACAGAAAGUCACAUCCCAGUUCUUCGAAGAUGAUUUUUUAAAAGAAUGGAAACUGGAGAAAUGGAAGAGGCUGGAUGUCAACCAG